Periconia digitata is the source of this 2389-nucleotide messenger RNA. The record is from the annotation of a GenBank genome assembly. Lineage: Eukaryota; Fungi; Ascomycota; Dothideomycetes; Pleosporales; Periconiaceae.
CCCUCUCUCUCUUGACCACACAGGCUCGCAGCUGGAAAGCUCCUCGAGUGUGCCUUCUCUGUGUUGCUUGGAAAAUGGCCAUGGCAGAAGCUGCUCCCACCAGUCCAAACAAGACGCUGCCGUCCAAACCUCAGGAUCCGUCAGACACGAGUCGAUCGAGCCGCUCUAGCACCGACAGCCGUAGACUGUCCCUCCAACGCAAGCCCCUCCCCAGUUCCGCCGUCCCCGCCAUCCCCUCGUUCAACAUCGACGAACACGAAGACACGACCGCAGGAGGACGUGAAUCGAGGCUGUCAGAUACCUCCCUUACCCCGAGCGCACACUCAAGAGGUCCUGGAGAUGACGUACCGGUAACAAAGGACAUUCCCUUUCGACAGCUAAACAUUAGCGAUAAUUCGUACAACUCGCGCCAUUCACACGCAGGCCUCCUCGAGAUGGCCGCUUCAGCGGACGAGGCCGAUCCUACCAUGGACACGGAACAGCAUUACCCUCAGCAACCUUAUACCCACCGGCCCGCACCACCGCCACCGCAUGCUGGCACACCUCCCGAAACAGAAUCGCGACGGUCAUCCAAGAGCGACAACAGCGGUGGUCGUAAUACUUUCAAUUUUGGGUUCGAUGCCCCACUACAAGUACCGCGGUCCACGUUACAACGACCAAGUUCUGCAUAUACGUUGGGUUCCGAGCUGAACGCACGAGGUCCCACACACUCGCCACAUCUGUCGGUCGGUGGUUCGCCAUCAUCCAAUGGCUCGCAAGCCAGUUACGCCCGGCAGCUGUCUGCCAAUCGUCGGUCCCCUGAUAGCAGGCCUACUUCUUAUGUUGACCUGCUCAACUUGCCAUACAACCAGCAGAUUGCCCCGGCUGCGAACAUCGGGAACACGCAACUUAGACAUGCUGUAGGCGCAAAUGCAUCGCUCAUGGACACCAAGAAGACGCUUGACAUGUACAAGAUAAACGUGAAGAAAACGCAAGACAAUGUCGUGCAGUAUGAGUUUGCUCUUUUCAUGGUGCAGGUAGCACGAGAAAUCAUGGCGGCGGACCCAUCGAUCGAUAGCCAUGGGUUGGUGCCAGCAGACAUGCUUCGGGAGGCACGACAGAUACUGCAGCGGUUAGCGAACAGCAGCUACCCGUUCGCCCAGUACUAUCUUGCUGAUGGGUAUGCGUCAGGCUUGUUCAACAAAGACAAGCCAGACUACGACCGCGCGUUUCCUUUAUUUGUUGCGGCCAGCAAACAUGGCCACGCCGAGUCUGGCUACCGUACCGCUCUUUGCUAUGAGUUUGGGUGGGGGUGCCGAAAGGAUUACGCCAAAGCCGUUCAGUUCUACCGCGCUGCAGCAUCCAAAAACCAUCCAGGUGCCGCUGCUCGUCUAGGCAAAGCUUGUUUGACCGGCGAUAUGGGAUUGCAGAACAAGUAUCGAGAAGGUGUGAAAUGGCUCAAACGAGCAUCCGAAUCCGCGGAUGGCCAGUACAACACCGCCCCCUACGAACUCGGCCUGCUCCACGAGACCGGCUACGGCGACGACAUAUUCAAGGACGAGGUCUACGCGGUGCAGCUCUUCACCCAGGCAGCUGAACUGGGUCAUGCGGAAGCGGCUUUGAAACUGGGAGAGGCAUACGAGCAUGGACUCCUCCGUUGUCCCAAAGACGCAGCCCUCUCGGUGCAUUACUACAACUGUGCCGCCCAGGCGGACAUGCCAGAGGCCAUGAUGAAUCUGUGUGCCUGGUAUAUGGUUGGUGCCGAACCCGUACUGGAGAAGGAUGAGAAUGAAGCGUAUGAAUGGGCAAAGAGAGCAGCCGAACAUGGACUUCCAAAAGCCGAGUACGCUUGUGGCUAUUUCACGGAAAUGGGCAUUGGUUGUCGUCGCGACCCCCUCGAAGCCAAUGUCUGGUACGUCAAGGCCGCCGAUCAUGGAGACGAGCGAGCAAAACAACGACUCGCGAUUAUACAGGCUGCAGCCUCUGGUCAAACCCUCACGCCUACAACAGAAAAGAACAAGCUGAAGAAGGGUGGCAAAGACGAAAACUGCCUGGUUAUGUGAACAACUGACGGUUGUUCAUUUUCAAUCUUGGAUGUGCAGAGCCCGAUGUUCCAAAACUUGUUGCAGAACCCGCAUUGCACUACGGUCCGCAUUUUGAGCCAUUUUGUUGAUUACUGUAUGGCGAAUUUCCUCUUGUUCCUUGUUCUUGUUCUUGUUCUCGUUCUUGUUCUUGUUCUCGUUCUUGUUCUUGUUCUCGUUCUUGUUCUUCCUCUUUGACUUUGUGCAGCAUAUUUGAAGGCAUUUCCUGGAGACGUUCUAUUGCAUGGCUGGAAGAAAAAGCAUCUUCAUUGCAUCUGUGUUCGGCUCGAGACAGUUGAUUUUGGAGUCCCCGACCCUUUGAAGAACCC